CGCUGCCGCUGGCCAGUGCCAGUGCCACGGAGCACAACAGCAGGAGCUGGAUAACUAGUCGUAUGUUGACCAUGUCUACCGGUCGGUGGUAAUGAAUGGCUUGGUUUGGACAGCAGCCCUCGUCUGUGUUCUUAUAUGGUUCUGCCGAGCGCCUUAUCAUUAUUAAGACAUAGAAAUCGGAACCGUAAUCGGAAUAGGAAUCGCUGUAAUCAACAAAUAAUCUUUCCAAGUCCGUUUCGUGUCAGGGAUAUGUCCCACUACCACCGAAAGUUUCUGCCGAAACGACGAUAAUGCCGAUCUAACACCAAUAACGCCAGUCUAGACAAGGCGACGAUCGGGAACGAUUUGCUUGCCCGAGAUUCGUCUGGAGAUUGUAGACUCACCAUAAGGAACAACAUAAUCGGACAUCGCUGCGAUAGCCAAAAGCAACCAUCACCCAUAGUUCCCAGGAAAACCGAUGAAAAACGAGUAGUUCUCCCUUAAGUGGGAGUUCAGAUUAUCUGUCAUUUUGAAAGUGAUUAUCUCACCUUUAAUAUUUUUUAUGGCUAUCAAAAAAUGAAGUGACUUCCCGGAACAAAAAUUCGAAAACGAAAUUGUUUUUCGCUAUUAGAUUAGCCAUUUAAUUGGAAUAUAACCGAGAUGCUUUGGCAUUUAUUUGAAUUUAUAACCAACCGAAUCGGAUCGAUUGAAUCGGCCUCCUGGGAAGUUAGUCAGUGAUUAAGACAGACAGCCCCUCGACGGUAAUCACACGGUACGUUCGUGAGUCAGGUAAUGCGGCGAUAAUGGUCAAAGAUACGUCAAAUUACUCAGAACGCAGCUGUGAGGACUACAAGUGGCCAUACAGUUACACCUCAAGUGGCUCCAAAUAUAUUACAGUGAGGGUUUUGAAUCCAAAACUGAGACAUAUUAAAGCAGGCAUAUUUCACCUACAUUAUCUUGAGCUACAAGGAAUGACCCCCAAUCGGUGGCUAACGAGUUUGCUUACCAGUAUAACCGAUAAGCUGUUAAAUAUGGAGAUUUCUAGCUUAGUCUUAACCAGAAUUUGAAGUCUAGUCUGAUAAGGCUGCUAUCGGCAUGGGCAGUGGGAAGACCUCCAUGGUAUAAACACUGGUGUGGCCCUCACGAGCCCAACAAUAUGCUCUUGACAUCUAGACUGGGAACUAUGGUUAGCCUGGCUGUGACUACUCUAUGGAUAAGCACCUUGGCGCUGCUUUGCACGGCUGGUGUGGAGGCCCGUCUUGGCGAAGAGCAUGCCAUUGGCCAAGGGCUACAGGAUAAAAUUGAUGCCAAAGAAUUUUUGGCAUUUUCCCAGCUGCGCCGCUUGGCCGUGGAGUUCUUCGAUCAUUAUUCCAAUCUUACCCUGAUGGAUCUCCGUCCAGGGAACCAGGAUGCGCGAAUUCCAUCGGCCCAGGACCUGCAGUGCCUGGCGGACUUCGCGUUGCUAACAAAGGACCUGAGCAACCUCAAGGUCUGGGCGAUAAAGAUGAUCGACUCAUGGGGCAAUCUGCCGGCUGGCCUUGUCGUUGGCAACUGGUGGGAUCUGGGAAAUUUUGACGAGUGCUUAAGCAUCGAUCACGUCGACGUCACCACGACUCGCCAUGUCAGAGGCAAAUACUGUUUCGCCAAGAUUUUACCCGCUCCAAGCAUCUCCAAAGCUGUGGUGAUCAAAACGGCGCUCUGCCUUCCCGCCUCCUGCUCCGCCAUCAACAUGGACACUUUGCUGCGCCGGCUGUUUCAGACGCUGCUCAAUGUGGAGAUUGGCACAGAAGUGGAGAUAGUGGACGAGGCCACAUGCCAGACGGCGGAGUCAAAGUCUUAUGAUGGCCUCACCAUAUUUACCAUAGUCCUUCUCUCAAUACUAGCUGCUGCGGUGGGCCUGUCCACGUGCUACGACUACUUCAUUUCCCGGGAUGAGAAGUCGCUCCCUCCAGUGGUGAGGGCCUUCUCUGCCAGAGCCAACUCCCGGGCUCUGUUCCGGCUUGUGGAUACCAAGUCGAAUCCGAAUGUGAUCGACUGCCUGCAUGGCAUCCGAUGCCUGUCCUUCAUCUGGGUGGUCUUCUGUCACGAUUACCUGGUGUUUGCCAUAUCACCCAAUAUAAAUAUGGGCUACGUGCUCACGUGGAUCAACUCUGUUUUCAGUUUGUUUGUGAAGCACGGGGUCUAUGCCGUGGACUCGUUCUUCUUCCUGAGCGGCCUGCUCCUGGUGGUGAUUGCCCUGCGGAGCAUGGACCGUACCAAGGGACGUAUUAACAUACCGAUGAUGUACCUGCAUCGCUACUUGCGUCUCACUCCGCUCUUGGCCGUCGCCAUACUCAUCUACAUGAAGAUUCUGCCCAUCAUUGGCAGUGGUCCUCUGCAGGGAGACGUUAACUUUGAUGACUACAGCUGCUGCAAGGACACUUGGUACCUGACUCUCCUCUACGUGCAGAAUGUGGCCACAAAUGAACUGUGCAUCAGUCACUCCUGGUAUCUGGCGGUGGACAUGCAGUUGUACAUCUUUGCCCCCUUCCUGCUGAUUGCCCUGUACAGGUGGGGCAGGAAGGCGGCUGCUGGCAUCUUUGUCCUGAUGCUGCUUCUAGCCUGCUGUCUCUUCAGCAUCAUGGUCAUCAAUGAUCUCUCGCUUGGCGCCCAGGGCAACGAGUCUAUGCGGAAGCUAUACUAUGCCACGAACACUAGAGCCUCGCCGUACCUGAUCGGUCUCCUGUUCGGUUACUUUUUGCACCUAAACCGUGGUCGGGUCUUCCGGCUCAGUCCCCUCGUUGUCCUGGUGGGUUGGAUGGUGAGCCUGUCCCUGCUAGCCACCUGCAUCUUUGCCGUCUAUGGACAGAAUACCCUGCCUAUUGUGGAGGAGGCCUUCUAUGUAACCCUGACCCGUAUUGCCUGGCCAUUGGGUCUCUGUUGGGUGGUCUUUGCCUGCAUGCACGGAUACGGUGGCAUGGCCAGCGAACUCCUCUCCUCACCGCUGUGGCAGCCCAUAUCCAAGCUCUCCUACUCCGCUUACAUUUUCCACAUGUUCAUCGAGAGCCUCAACGCAAGCAUUACGCGCACCAACACUUACUUCAGUGACUACCAAGUGAUGCUGCGUUUCUGGUCGGACUUUGGCUUCACUAUGCUGCUGGCUUACCUUAUGCACAUCCUUGUGGAGGCGCCGUUUGCCCAUCUGGAGAGUCUCUUGCUGCCCGCAAAGAGACCGAAUCCCAGGCCGGUUGGGUUGCCCAGGGAUGCUCCAGUUGCAGGUGGUGAAGCUUCAGUCCAGGAAGAUCUAGUGAAAUCGUCUCUUGUCAAAGAAGAUGCACUCAUGGAAGGUUCAGCGCCAGCCUAGGAAUCUCCUUUGCCUUUCUGAUUAAAAUUAAUUAAGGUACAUAUUCGAAAUUAUGCUAGAUAUACACCUUUUUGUUUAUUUUUGUUGCUUAUUAUAAGAUUAUGGAUAAAGACUUCAUAAAGAAACGAAAUCAAUACAUAAAAGGCGUUGUUUCCCAAUCAAGUCAGCCAUGUUUUUAGAGUCGAAGACAAGUUUAGAGACACAGCAAGUGAAAUUCUCAAAGUUAUUAUUACUCAGACUUUUGAAACGACUGGACCGUGCUCCUCAAAUACAGUAUAUACUGAACCUGUCGCUUUUAAAAACUUUUAAGUUCACCCUUUUAGUCGAUCAAAAUUUGAUACAAAUUGAAAAUGGCGCCACCAAUGUUAAUUUCCGUAUCCCUUGGUCUGACCGCCGCGCUGAUCGUUGGCUAUUGCGUGUACUUUGACCGGAAGCGUCGCUCGAGCCCUGAUUUCCGAAAGCGCUUGUUCGAGCGCCGUCGUCGCAUGUCGGCCCCAUCGUCGACAGCAAGCUCACCUCCGAAGGGGCCGCGCGACGGGAAUAAACCAAUAUCUGCAGAGACCUACUUCCUCAGCGAGAUGCGGCUGGGUGAGGAGUUGAUUACCCAGGGCCGUGUCGACGAGGGCCUGACCCACUUUGCCAACGCCGUUGCCCUGUGCGCCCAGCCGGAUAAGGUGAUGGAGGCGCUGCACGCCACUCUGCCGUCGCAGAUGUUCGAGUUGCUCAUAACGAAGCUCAAGGGGCUGCAGGUGUUGAGCGAUACUGGAACCGAGGAUUGGAGCGAGGACAGGACUGGCAGCUCCACCCACGAGCUUUAAAUAGAGGCUACUACCUACGUACCUCUACAUUUAUUGACAGGACGUUAUGGAUUUGCAAAUCCCCCGGAGUUUAAAUGUUGCCUUGCGGCACCCUACGCAAUUAUUCAGUUUUAAUCUUGGCCCCCGCUUACUAAGGUCUGCUUUGCAGUAGCAAGUAGCAAAAAUAUACCUCAAAUUGAGAUGCUUCAAGUAUCCCGUUUAUCUGGAGUUUAUGCCCCAUCAGGGCCUGCAUUGGUCAUCAUCGCAGCUUCAUUAUUUCGAUUUCUUGCAGCUGUAUGAGUCAUAAUAAAAACAAAAAUUCUAAUCUCCAA
Drosophila serrata is the source of this 4451-nucleotide messenger RNA. Its product is annotated as nose resistant to fluoxetine protein 6. Gene Ontology annotation, molecular function: acyltransferase activity, transferring groups other than amino-acyl groups. The record is from RefSeq and is a predicted model, not a curated record. Lineage: Eukaryota; Metazoa; Arthropoda; Insecta; Diptera; Drosophilidae.